Molecule: messenger RNA, 776 nt
Organism: Nematolebias whitei (Rio pearlfish)
Lineage: Eukaryota; Metazoa; Chordata; Actinopteri; Cyprinodontiformes; Rivulidae
Exons: 5
Coding region: 69-776 (235 amino acids)
Biological process (GO): DNA repair
Molecular function (GO): DNA binding; catalytic activity
Source: RefSeq, a predicted model, not a curated record
AUUUUAUUGUAUGACCUUACAUUUUUUAAAAAUAUUUUUAUUGUAGUUGAUGCUGCGACCUGUAUGCCAUGAGUGCUCUGUUUGCCUGUGAGGAACCAGCCACAUGGAGGAGUGUGUAUGAAAAGUACUGGGAUGUAGUGGAGGUCAAGGCCAAAGGCAAGAAAUCUGGAAAGCUUUUGGAGCUUGAAAAGUGGUACCAGGAGGAGCUGCCCUCACUGAUUUCAAGUCGACCCGACGAACACAUCACUCGGUCAGAACUGGUGAAACUGAUGGAGUGGAAACUCACGAGAGGGAAGUUUAGGCCGAGGCUGCAGCAGCUGGUGGCUUCCAACAGUGAAGACGUGGUGAAGAAAUGCUCCAGAAGGGCGUUUGGCCUCCUGCCUGACGUUCAGGCAGCGAUCGCAGAGCUCAGCUCCCUAAAAGGAGUCGGUCCUGCCACCGCCUCAGCUGUGUUGGCAGCCGGAGCUCCACGACUGACUGCGUUCAUGUCUGAUGAGGCCGUGGAAAGCGUACCGGGGCUGGCGCCCAUCCAGUACACAGCCAAACACUACGCCUUGUACCUGAACAAAAUAGCUGCACGAUCUGCUAAACUCAACAAAGUGGACCCGCAGCAGGACUGGACACCCCACAGGCUGGAGUUGUGUUUGUGGGCGAUGACCACAGCCUCGCAGCAGCAGCUCCAACUUCUACAGGAUGUGGAGGUGAAGGGCAGCACAAAGGAGACCUCAGACCCUGACACUGAACAGAGACCAGCAAAGAAGCUCAGGACUGUAUAA